AUGAGCGCCCCUGCCCUUCUCCCCUCGUUCUUCAACCUUCCUUCCAUCCAGACAAGAAAAGCUUUGCUGCUGCUUGAUUUUCAGAAUGACUUUGUCCGCCCCAACGGUCGUCUGCCUGUCGGGAAUGCCCAGGAUUUUCUGGAUCAGAUCCCAGGGCUGGCCCAGAGCUUCCGUCGCAAUGGCGAGGUUGUCUGGGUGCGUACCCAGUUUGAGGAGCCGCGUCCUGUCGUCGAUCCCGAUUACGGUGGCGAACGAAUAAUAAUCUCCGCCGGUUCACUGGACAGCAAGAAUCAGAAAAAGGGACAUCGAGGGCGCGGUGGGAGUCGAAGCAAUAUUGAGGUAAAUGAGGGGAUUGAUCCCGAAGCAUUCCUCUCAGGGCCGGAUCCUGCCUGCCAACCUCAAACAUCUGGCGUCCAGUUUCCGGCUCCGAUAUUGACCGCCAUUGAUCACGACCAUGACAUCGUCAUCGAGAAAUCCGACUAUUCUGCAUUACAAUCGCCUGGCUUGGUCUUGUCUUUACGCUCUCGCUUUGUGACUGAAUUGUACCUUUGCGGCAGUCUGUCAAAUGUAUCUGUAUAUGCUACUGCCCUUGAUGCCGCGCAACAAGGGUUCACUAUCACCCUAGUCGAAGAUUGCAUGGGCUUUCGAAGUUUUGCCCGUCACGAGGAAGCCGUCCGACGGCUCGCUGAUAUCGUCGGUGCUAAUGGGAUAUCAGCUCAGGAGCUUCUUGAGGACCAAGAUUGGCAAGAGACGCAGGAGAUAGCCCGAGCUACGACCCCGGGACGACAGCCGGAUGGGCCCCAGAGAUCAAGUCCUUCUCAGCAGACCCGCACGACUACCCCUGCCGGUAUCGAGGGCGUUCUCGAUCAUCUAGCUGUUAAAAACUCGCCGCCUGCGUCUCGUUCCUCUCCCGCAAAACAACGCCUUACGGAUUCUUCGCGGAGCACGGGGGAGAAUUCCACUUUCCAUGAUUCUAUCGAAAUUGAAGCGGAUGAUAACAUAGACGAUGACGAUGAUGGUCCCGUUAUCUUGCCCCCUAGUAAAUAUCUGCGUGCGUCUACACGGGGUUUGAGGGAAACGCGCCCGCAAGGUCCCAACCAUGCAAGAAUGCGCCGACCCAAAACCGACAGACACUCUCCAUCCUCCUCUCGACGACCAGGCUCGAGCUCUGUAGAGUCAGCUCCCAGGAGGGCCUCUACUUCACCUGUUCUUACUACAACUAAAGCUCCUAAUGCCAGCCCUCCAACGCCUCCCAAACAUCCGGCAUCAGCACCGCUCACAUCGUCUCCGUCAAGCAUUCCCAAAAGAAAAAAUAAGGUUUCUAACAAUACUCUAGGGCCAAAUGAUGUCAUCGCUGAGGGAGACUCACGUAUUAUUUACAACCUUAAUUUGCCAUUGGAUGCGUUUGCUGAAAUCCACGAGGAAGUUAACUGGCAGAAGAUGUACCACAUGUCUGGACAAGUUCCCCGACUUGUUGCCGUUCAGGGAGCAAUUUUACCAGACAAUUCAAUUCCGAUCUACCGUCAUCCUGCAGACGAAUCUCCAAUCCUAGAGCCAUUCACGCCGACUGUGAAUACGGUCCGUAUUGCUGCUGAGAAAAUACUGGGCCACCCUUUGAAUCAUGUCCUCAUACAACUGUACCGCGACGGACAGGAUCGUAUAUCGGAGCAUUCUGACAAGACCCUCGAUAUCGUUCGUGGCUCGUCAAUUGUAAACGUUUCAUUAGGGGCGAAGCGAACCAUGACCCUACGAACAAAGUUGUCUGCAUUGACCGGAAACGAAGUUGAGACUGACAACGACACCGGUUCGGGUCGGCAGAAACAACAAGUGCCUAUGCCUCAUGAGUCAAUGUUUGUACUUGGCCCAAUAUCCAACAUGCGCUGGCUUCACGGCAUCCGCCCAGACAAGCGUCCCGAGUCUGCAAAGUCACCAGAGGAAAAAGAUUUCAACGGCGAGCGUAUUUCAUUGACAUUUCGAAACAUUGGUACUUUUAUUAACCCAGAAUCUCAAACGAUAUGGGGCCAGGGUGCCGUGUCUAAACGGUCGAAUGCUCCUCGCAGGGUUAUUCAUGGCAAUGCAGCUGAAGCAGAAAAACUAAUCCAGGCUUUUGGUAUGGAGAACCGGGAGACAGAGUUUGACUGGGAUACUGUCUACGGCGGAGGGUUUGAUGUGGUCAAUUUUAUUGAGCCAGUUGUGGCUCGGGUGUUACUGAGCGGGGACACAAUUGCUGAUAUGCGAGUCAGACUUUGUUUGGUCGAAAAUGGUAUGCGCUAUGAGACCGUAUCGGCAGCUAGCAACCCAAAUGCGCACCAAACAACAUACAUCAGCCCGGAUGGCAAUACCAGUGUCAUAGGCGAUGUUCAAAUUUUACUUUUCAUGGCUUCUAUGGACCAGAACUCUCCAUUAGCUAGGGCGGGUGUUAAUUUUAUUCGAGGAGGUAGCCGCUUGGCGGAGAUCACGCAUCUUGGGACCGCCUGGCGAAAGCAUCUCCUCAACAGCCGUAGUGCUGAUUUUGAAGAGCUCUCCUUUUGGAAUGGACAAGUACAAGAUGCAGAAUUGACACGUGAGCAUCACUACAUUGCAGGCCCGCUCUUCACAGUCGACGAUAUUGCUCUAUGGUCUAUUCUUGACGGGGUCCAGCAGCGUCGAGGAAUUAUUGCGGGAUCAACUCGAUACCCCUACCUUUCGUCUUACUACCAGCGGGUAGAGAAAAGAGGUUGUGUUCGUGUGGUGAAGGAUGAAAUGUCGUCCGAAACAGCAUGAGUCUAACAGGAUUUACUACAGACUUCCGAUUCACUGUUUAUAUAAUCGUCGUUCUGAUAAUGACGUACGCACCUAUUCAAGUCAUACACUUGGAGCUACAGCGAGCGAAUCUUGUUUGUUAUACAACGAUGUCUAUGAUAUGAUGACUAUAUACUAUAAAUAAUGAUGUUGAUUACGAAUACUCAGGCAACUUC
This is a messenger RNA of Talaromyces proteolyticus, 2957 nucleotides long. Its product is annotated as isochorismatase family protein family. Gene Ontology annotation, biological process: DNA repair; DNA alkylation repair. The record is from RefSeq and is a predicted model, not a curated record. Bases 1 to 2763 code for a protein of 920 amino acids. Gene Ontology annotation, molecular function: dioxygenase activity. NCBI's taxonomy places the organism in Eukaryota, Fungi, Ascomycota, Eurotiomycetes, Eurotiales, Trichocomaceae. Gene Ontology annotation, cellular component: nucleus. The transcript is spliced from 2 exons.